AUGAGGAAUAUGACUCAAUUUAAAAUAAUAAAGAUAGCUGUAAUAACAGUUUUAUUAUUAAAUGUUAAGUUAAUUAGAGCAAUAAGCACGGAGCUGCCACAGGACGUUCAAGAUAUACACGAGAGUGACUUCAGUAGAUAUUUGUCGAACGCUAAGAGGACUCCAGUAGUAUUACACUACCCUCAGCUGUUCAUAUUCUCGUCCACGGCAAUAAAUGAUUUCAGAACAGUAGCAUCGCUGCUGUCAGAAGACCCUAAGUGCGAGUUCGUGACAGUGGAGUCGGCGACGUUUUUCAACGGAGACAUCAGCUCACUGGAGCCAGUGGUGAGUUACGUGACAGAAGGAGAAACGAAAAAGUACGAUGGACCAAUCAACACAGCAUAUAUCUUGAGCUGGCUGACGAGCGAAAACGUGUGUGAAAUGAAAGUGAAGGACAUAGACAACUACAAAGCGUUCCAAAAAGCGUUGCCGGACGGACACAUACAAGCGUACGUGCUAUUCGGAGAAAACCAGUACGACCCAAAAGUAGUGGAUAAAGUAAAAAAGUUCGUAGUAGACGAAGAUCUGGCAAUACCAGUGUUGUACAUACCAGACCACAUGGUGUCACUGAAAGUGUAUAAACUGCUUAACAACGGAUACCCGACGCCGAAGAUGCCAAACGUAGUGGUGUACAGAAACAUGAACCUGCUGCCGAAGUCAGCGUCGUACAACAAGGAAGUAAACAACGAAAAGUGGCUUAACCAGUUUUUGAGCGAGGAACUGAUACCGCCAGUGCACUCAACGAACUCGUACAUGCUGCCGAAGUUCCUGACGAUGAAGAAGACAAUCGUGUACAUAUUCACGAAGGACAAGGACCUGAGAAGGUACCUGAGCGACGAGUGGCUGAAGACAGUGCCGAAGAGACACUCGGAAAAGCUGGUCUUCCUGCACUCGAAGGGCUCAGAAUUGGUGGAAACAAAAAUGAAUACAAUACUGGCAAUAGACUCGGAGUACGAGCAGACAGUAGUGAGAGCGUUCGUAAUUAACCUGGACACGCUGGAGUUCUAUAAAUUUAAGCCGCUGUCGCUGGAGGACGGAGAAUUGAACGAAAAGGGACUUGAGAAGUUCAUAAACGACCUGGAGAUCAAUAAGCUCAGCCACUACGUGAAGAGCGAACUGCCAAUACCGGAGAGCAUAGACACAGGACCGGUGAAGACAAUAGUGGGAGAGGACUUCCACAAGAGAGUAAUAGAAUCCAAGGACGACAUACUGGUCCUGUUCCUAUCGUCCUGGUGCGGCCACUGCCACAAAGCGAAGAGACUUUUUAGAGACAUCGGAAGAAGGCUGAAGGGAACACGCGGUCCAGUCCUGGCGACGUUCGAUGCAUACAACAACGAAGUCGAGGACAUGGAAAUAACACAAUUUCCAACAAUUGUACUCUUCCCAAGCGGCCACAAGGGAGAACCAAUUUUUUAUACCGGAGGAGACACCGUCGAAGAAAUAUCGGUAUUUCUAGAGGAAAACUGCAAGUAUAACAGAGUAAACGCCGAAAACAUCCUGCAGAAACACGUGUCAAAGGAGCGAAUCUUCGAGUUUCAUACCGAAUUAUAA
Molecule: messenger RNA, 1590 nt
Organism: Theileria orientalis strain Shintoku
Lineage: Eukaryota; Apicomplexa; Aconoidasida; Piroplasmida; Theileriidae
Product: protein disulfide isomerase precursor
Exons: 7
Coding region: 1-1590 (529 amino acids)
Biological process (GO): protein folding; response to endoplasmic reticulum stress
Cellular component (GO): endoplasmic reticulum
Molecular function (GO): protein disulfide isomerase activity
Source: RefSeq, a predicted model, not a curated record